GAGCGCGUGACCUGCGCCAUCUCUUCCUACAGAUUACAGAACUGCAUCUUCUCCUGAAAGUUCAGGUGAGCGGGCGAGUGAACCCUCCCCUUUCCGGCGAUUCAGCCCUGCUAGUGAGGAGUGAGGGGAGGAAGGCGAGCGGCGAUGUCGGCGGGCAACGGGAAGAAGGUGGCCUGCGUCACCGGAGGCAGCGGGUACAUAGGCUCCGCGCUCGUCAAGAUGCUGUUGGAGAAAGGGUACGCCGUGAAGACGACGGUCAGGAACCCCGAUGACAUGGCGAAGAACUCCCACCUCAAGCACCUGCAGGCGCUUGGUCAGCUGGAGGUCCUCCGCGCAAAUUUGGACGAGGAAGGCAGCUUCGAUGAAGCCGUCGCCGGCUGCGAUUAUGCUUUCCUCGUCGCCGCUCCCGUGAACCUCAAGUCGGAGCAUCCUGAGGUACAGCAGAUCGAGCCAGCUGUCCGGGGAACCCUGAACGUGAUGAGGUCGUGCGCCAAGGCCGGGACGGUGAAGCGCGUGAUCCUGACCUCGUCGGCGGCCGCGGUCAUCAGGAGGCCGGAGCUGCAAGGCGACGGGCAUGUGCUGGACGAGGAGUCCUGGUCCAACGUCGAGUACCUCACCGCCAACAAGCCUCCUUUCUGGGGAUACCCCGUGUCGAAGGUGCUGCUGGAGAAGGAGGCGAGCAGGUUCGCGGAGGAGCACGGCAUCAGCCUCGUCACCGUCUGCCCCGUGGUCACCGUCGGCGCAGCGCCGGCGCCGAGCGCCCGCACCAGCGUCCCCAACUGCCUCUCCCUUCUAUCCGGCGACGAGGCGGAGUUCGCCGUGCUGAGAGGCAUCGAGAGGGGGUCCGGCACGGUGGCGCUGGUUCACCUCGACGACGUCUGCCGCGCCGAGCUGUUCGUCGCCGAGGAGCCGGCGGCCGCGGGGAGGUACCUCUGCUCCAGCCUCGACACCACCAUCCGCGAGCUCGCACGCUUCCUGGCACACAAGUGCCCGCAGUACCCCGUGAAAACAAACCUGCUCUCCGGCGACCUGCUUGAGAAGCCAAGAAUGCGCCUGUCGUCGGCGAAGCUGGUGAGGGAAGGGUUUGAAUACAAGUACAAGACGCUGGAUGGGAUGUACGACGACAUGAUCGAGUACGGCCAAGCUUUGGGAAUUCUCCCCAACUAAGGCUAUCUCCAACCGUCGUUCUCUGUAUCCUUCAUUUACAGAAUUCUCUACAAGAUUCUCUCCUCUAUAUCUCAUUUCUCUCCAACAACGUUCUCUAAAUCUCGUUCUCUGUACAUUAAACU
Messenger RNA from Panicum hallii, 1289 nucleotides. RefSeq names its product anthocyanidin reductase ((2S)-flavan-3-ol-forming)-like. The transcript has 6 exons. The record is from RefSeq and is a predicted model, not a curated record. Gene Ontology annotation, molecular function: oxidoreductase activity, acting on the CH-OH group of donors, NAD or NADP as acceptor. Bases 145 to 1167 code for a protein of 340 amino acids. Lineage: Eukaryota; Viridiplantae; Streptophyta; Magnoliopsida; Poales; Poaceae.